CUAUUCCUCUAUCGUUGCCAUUGCGCAAAACGGAAGCGAUCAUAAUUUAUUACUAGAAGAACAUACUUGGAAAGCAGUUUUCUGUCGGCGUUCUAAUGCUACAAAAGCAAUAACCAGAUUCUUCUAUUCUAAUCCGGAUUUACGCGCGGAUGGUUUUUAAAAUUUAUUUCUGGAUUUAUUAGAGUUUCUAUCUCUUAUAACGUUGAUUUCCACCGACAUGACGUCACCAAGUACAACAUUUAUCUUUGCCAGUGCUCUUCUUGCAUGCCUGUGUUUUGAGCAUGCUUUCUGCUGGAGAUCACGGUGUGAGCAUUUCACCCAUAACUCACGUAGAGGCCGCACAUGUUCCUGUAGACCUGGCUACGUCAUCAGCAAAAGAGAUCCUUCAAGAUGUCUUGAUAUUAACGAAUGCAACAGCCGCUACAAAUCUCCAUGUGAGCAUAUAUGUAUCAACACUCCCGGCAGCUACUCGUGUUCUUGUGAACCUGGAUACACCUUCUGUAAAGUUAACCCCAACCAAUGUAUAGACAUCAAUGAGUGUAAAAAACACUCACCAUGUGAACAUAAAUGUAUCAACAGAAAGGGAGGCUACUCGUGUUCCUGUAAAUCUGGAUACGCCAUUAGUGAAACAAACCCCGACAAAUGUUCUGAUAUCAACGAAUGUGCCAGAACAUCUAAACCUCUGUGUGAACAAAUCUGCACCAACAAACCUGGAGGCUUUACCUGCUCCUGUAGAGAUGGCUACAAUAUAAGUACGACAGACCCCAGCAAAUGUAUUGACGUGGAUGAAUGCAGUAACAAAACAGAAAGCCCAUGUCAUCAUACGUGUACAAACACUAUGGGAAGCUACUCGUGCUCAUGUGAUCCGGGCUAUAGUGUUUCUGAAACAGAUACUUCUAUGUGCAAAGCACAGUGUAAUGCAUACUCAUCUAUAACCUCUCAAACCUACACGAAUUUGACAAAUAAGGCUUGCUUUGAAACGUGUUCAGCGAAUCGCUUAUGUUAUUCCUACAUAUACACAGCUGGAGUAAGUUGUGAAUUAAAGUUGGUGACUGGCGACGCAAUAGACACGGAAAAUGAUGAUUUGGAAGUCAAUCCGUACAUCACCUGUAACAAUAUAUCAGAUGACUGCUCUGCAUAUUCGUCUCUUCGCCCUACAUUCCAAGCUUACAGUACGCACAAGGAUUGUUUCGACUUGUGCAUGGCUACUCCCAGAUGUGUUGGAUAUGCCUAUUCCAAAACAUCAAAAUAUUGCUCCCACUACAUCUUAGAUGGAACCGAGACGGACACAAACACGGACACGUCAACAAAAAGUUUUCUUCGCUGCUCAAUGAUUUGAUUUAUCAAAUUACAUCUGUCUUUGUAAGAACCAUGGCAAGCACAUUAUCUAAAUAGUCAGUGGUUUUAUAUUCAUGUACAAAUUAGUGUAUUAUAUGGGUACAUUAUCUUACUUUAAACGUGUGGAUAAUAUUGGAUUAAGUUUAUACAUUUGUUUUUUUUUCUUAAUUAUCAUCUUAACUACUAAAAGUGUAUAUUAUAUCACAUACAGAUUUCCUCAAUGUACAUUUUUUUUUGCAAAAUAACGUUAAAAAAAGUAGUUGCACUCUGGGUAUAAAAUGCUAAUUGACAUGUCGAAAAUAUUUAAGUAUCGUUUUGUCUUUUCAAAAGAAUGUUAAUGAUAUAUUAAAUUGAAUGAUACAUAUUCUGCCUCUACUUAAACAUCAAUAAAAUAUGUUGUCAAUUCAAGAAAGAUUGAUUAUAUACUUUUUGCUAGUUUUUUUUUUCUUCUGAAAAAUAAAAUUGCAAGUACAUUGGCUAGUAAUUUUUUUUUUAAUUUAAAAGAAAAUUCUGAAAAAAAAAUAGAACAAUUUUCAGUUUUAUUAUUAUUAUUAUUUUUAACUUAGAAAUCAACUAGAAUUGUUUUGCAAAACUAUAGGCCCUCUUAUAACAAGUACAUUAAGUAACUGCAUGAAAGACUCAAACACGAAAUUAAAGAAAACGUCGAGAACUUUUUAUGAAAUAAAUACAUUUAUAAGUGUUUUCUAUUUGUACAUUUUAAUUAAUAUAUAAGAAACAAAACCCUAAUGGAUCAAACACAAUAAUGACCAUAUGAGUUUUAUAAAAACAUUUACUCAUGUUUUAAAUUUAAAUAAAUUAAAAUUGCAUUACAUA
Molecule: messenger RNA, 2172 nt
Organism: Physella acuta
Lineage: Eukaryota; Metazoa; Mollusca; Gastropoda; Physidae
Product: fibulin-5
Molecular function (GO): calcium ion binding
Source: RefSeq, a predicted model, not a curated record